AUGAAAAUGCUUCUGUUUGGUAUCUGGACCCUGCUGGCCUUGAUUCCUUGUCCAGGGACCACAGAAGAGCUGUUUGAAGUUUCUGUUUGGCCAAAUCAGGCCCUGGUGGAGUUUGGACAGUCCUUAACUGUCAACUGCAGCACUACCUGCCCAGACCCUGGACCCAGUGGAAUUGAGACCUUCUUAAAGAAAACCCAGGUAGACAAAGGGCCUCAGUGGAAGAAGUUUCUCCUGGAGAAUGUUACAGAGAACUCUGUCCUGCAGUGCUUCUGCUCUUGUGCAGGGAUCCAGAAGGACACAAGACUCAAUAUCACCAUGUACCAGCCACCAGAGCAGGUGAUCCUGGAGCUACAGCCCGCAUGGGUAGCCAUGGAUGAAACAUUCACAGUGACGUAUCAUGUGCCUCAUGUGGCACCCCUGCAGAGCCUCACCCUUACUCUUCUCCAGGGUGACCAAGAACUACACAGAAAGGACUUUGAGAGCUUAACUGUGGCCUCCCAAAGACCUGAGGUCACCCUCAGUGUCAGAGCCCAACGGGAAAAUGACAGGUGCAAUUUCUCCUGCUAUGCGGAACUGGAUUUGAGCUCACAAGGUGGAGGGCUCUUCCAUGGCAGCUCAGCCACCGAGGUACUCCGGAUCUUUGAAUUCUCUCAGAGCCUCCAGAUCUGGGUCUCUCCACUUCUGGAGGCUGGGGUGGCAGAGACUGUGAAUUGUGAGGUGGCUAGGGUGUUUCCAGCCAAAGACAUUAUAUUCCACCUGUUCCUGGAAGACCAGGAGCUGAGCCCCUUCUUCCCCUGGAAGGGGAAUACAGCAUGGGCCAGUGCCACUGUUCGGGCUAUGGAGACUGGUGAUCAGGAGCUGUUCUGCCUUGUGUCUCUGGGUCCAAUGGAACAGAAAACAAAGAAAGCAGUGCAUGUCUACAGUUUCCCUCCACCAGUUCUGGAGAUAGAGGACUUGUACUCUCUGGCAGGAACAGACGUUAAUGUGACCUGCUCAGGUCAUGUAUUAACAUCACCUAGCCCUACUCUUCGCCUUCAGGGAGCCCCAAACCUCUCUGCCCCUGGGGAACCUGCCUGGCUUCUACUUACUGCCAGGGAGGAAGAUGAUGGCCGGAAUCUCUCCUGUGGGGCCUCUUUGGAAGUACAGGGCCAGCGAUUGGUCAAAACCACUGAGAUCCAGCUCCAUGUCUUAUACAAGCCACGGCUUGAGGAAUCUGGCUGCCCAGGAAACCAGACAUGGGUAGAAGGGAUGGAGCAAAUGCUUGCCUGUGUCCCAGAGGGAAACCCUGCUCCAGCUUUAGUGUGUGUCUGGCAUGGAAUGAUCUUUGACCUUGCUGUGCCUCGGAAGGCCACCCAGAACCACACUGGAACCUACUACUGCAUAGCCACUAACAAGCUGGGCUCUGUGAGCAAAGACAUCACUGUCAUUGUUCAAGGACUGCAUAAAGGAAUCAGCUCCUCUACCAUCUUCAUCAUUAUUGCUUUCGCCCUUGGCCUGGGUGUACUCACCAUAGCACUGUAUUUGAACUACCAGCCCUGCAAAAGAAACAGGAGGAAAUUGGCCUAUAGGCAGAAAGAGAACAAAGAAGAGGAAAACCAGUUUGCUGACCAUCAGGCACAAGAGCACAACUCAAAUCACUGUUGACCAGAAACGACUCUUAGGUUGACUGUGACUUCUACUGCCAGCAUUUCCUGGGGAGGAAAGAAUGGGUCAAGGGGCAAGGAGAAGAUGGAAUGUAAGGUUACAUUCGUGUGUUCUGCUGUCCCCACAAAUAGGGCUCCCGGGCCCCCAUGUGACUUGUAUCCACUUCUACCUGGAAGCUUGCCUUUCUUUUUUGAGUUACUUCCGGUCUCUAGAAAUUUCAGUCCAAAUUCUCAACUAGUGAGAGAAUGAAAAAGGAAAAAGGAAAAACAGAAGGUGCCUGUACCUCUUCAAACAAAGGCCGAAGAGACGGUCAGAAAAAACUUAGAAGUACAACUCAUUUCUUAUGGUUUCCUGAUGAUUAACUGGGAAAUGAUUUCUUAGUUCAGGGACAGGAUGUUAACGGGGAGGUAGCAAGCAAGUAAGUAGGAAUUAGAACUCUGUUCCCAUGACCACACUCCUAUUCCACAAGCAGGGCCUGAUAACAUCAUGAAAGGUACUGGCUGGUUAAGCUUCACCCCAGUAGCUGUCUGAAAUUCCACACAGGGCUUGCUAUACAGCACAAGGUAGCCUCAAAUUUAUGAUCCUCCUGCUUCAGCCUCUUGAGUGCUGGGAUUAUAGGUAUAUAUCACCACACCCUAACUAACUUUUUGGAGUGUCUCUAAAGUAGAAGGCAAAGAAUGCCCAUGAAAUUGGUCUCACAGGUCAAGGGCACCAAACAUCUUUGAACCCCUGUUUGUAAAAGGAUAAAAGUUCCAUGUUUACUCUCUUUCCAUAAAGGAGUACCUCUUUUCAUCGUCCCUUGGGCUGGAAGUAUAUAACUUGGUGGCAGAGUGUAUGCUUAACAUGAAAAUGGUUCUCUGUCCCUUCCCCAGCACCCCCAAAAUCUUCUUGUAACAAUAUCCACCAUGCGAUUUUAUAAUUUGGUCUCCUUCACUCUUUGGAAGGAGUAUGUCACUC
This is a messenger RNA of Nannospalax galili (Upper Galilee mountains blind mole rat), 2601 nucleotides long. RefSeq names its product intercellular adhesion molecule 5. Gene Ontology annotation, molecular function: integrin binding. Gene Ontology annotation, biological process: cell-cell adhesion. Gene Ontology annotation, cellular component: membrane. Lineage: Eukaryota; Metazoa; Chordata; Mammalia; Rodentia; Spalacidae. The record is from RefSeq and is a predicted model, not a curated record. The transcript has 7 exons. The coding region runs from base 1 to 1644 and encodes 547 amino acids.